This is a messenger RNA of Scatophagus argus, 2499 nucleotides long. RefSeq names its product sarcoglycan, gamma (gene sgcg). NCBI's taxonomy places the organism in Eukaryota, Metazoa, Chordata, Actinopteri, Scatophagidae. The coding region runs from base 308 to 1180 and encodes 290 amino acids. The record is from RefSeq and is a predicted model, not a curated record. Gene Ontology annotation, cellular component: sarcoglycan complex; sarcolemma. The transcript has 8 exons. Gene Ontology annotation, biological process: heart contraction; cardiac muscle tissue development.
UCACACACACACACACACACACACACACGGCUACACGCUGGUGACAUUCAAAUAUCUGGAGAAAGCCUAAAAGAAAGGGCAGAGAGGAGUGGGAGUGUACCGUACACAGAGGGCAGUGAGUGGGAGCGCCGCCCCGUGGCCAAUGGACAGCUCACUUCCAGAGCUGGAUUUAUGGCACGCAGCUGUUGAGGAGCUGACAGACGUGUGAGGAGCUCAAGCGCCGCCGCUGCUGCUGCUUCUCAAGCCGCUCGUACCAGCCCGAGCUCCGCUUACUGUUGCGCCGUGCCUCAACACACCACGCCAGCAGAUGGUGCGUGAGCAGUAUGUCACCACCACCCAGGGCAGCAGCGUGCCCAGGCCGGUGCCCGACUACGUCCACAAGAUCGGCAUUUAUGGCUGGAGGAAGCGCUGCCUCUACUUGUUUGUCCUGCUGCUCAUCAUCAUACUGGUGGUCAACUUCGCCCUCACCAUCUGGAUCCUCAGGGUGAUGUGGUUCAACACGGAAGGGAUGGGAUAUCUCCAAGUACACUCAGACGGGGUCAAGCUGGAGGAGGGCGAGUCAGAGUUUCUUUUCCCUGUCUAUGCUCAGGAGAUCCACUCCAGAGAAGACUCGUCACUUCUAGUGCACUCAUCAGAAAAUGUUUCCCUCAAUGCCCGCAAUGAAAAUGGUGAUGUCACAGGGAGGAUAUCAGUGGGUCCAAAAGAGGCUCAGGGACAUGCUCGAAAUCUGCUCAUUAACUCCCACAAUGACAACAUGCUGUUCAGUGCAGAUGGCGACCAGACUGUGAUUGGACCAGACAAACUACGAGUCACAGGUCCUGAAGGAGCAUUAUUCCAGCAUUCAGUGGAGGUGCCCCUGCUGAGAUCAGAACUUUUAAAAGAUCUGAGGUUGGAGUCUCCUACUCGCUCUCUUAGUAUGGACGCACCAAAAGGCGUUCAUAUGAAAGCACUGGCUGGCAACAUUGAGGUCGCUUCCAACAUGGAUGUUAUUCUGCAGUCUAGUAUAGGACUGCUGGUGCUGGACGCUGAAACGGUACGCAUGCCGAGCCUGCCCCUGAGCAAAGGAGGAGUUUCUGGAAAUGCUCAGGGUCUCUAUGAGGUCUGUGUCUGUCCCAGCGGCAAGCUCUUCCUGUCCAAGGCUGGAGUCACCUCCACUUGCAGUGAGAAUCAGGAGUGCUAGAAAGACUACGUAAUCAAUUUUUGAUCUCUCAGUAGAUGCAUUUUCUGAGAGGCAACAAGCACAACUGUUUAUAUCUGACUUUUUUUUUUUUUAAAUCUUUAUCCCACAGUGGAUCUAUGAUGAUCUCAGUGUUAAAAUGCCACUGGCACAUCAAGGCCUGCAAAAAUACAAAUGGCUGCUGGCUUACAUGUUGAAGAUGUCAUGAAAUGCAUCCGUUUAGUUGCAUUUAUGACCUUCUAACUAUUCAGCUGAAACAAAUUGGCACUCAGUUCUAAAUUUAUCUGCAUCAGAGCUUUGUGGAUUUUUUUUUUUUAUACAUACAAUCUUGGCUGGGCAAUGAGGAGCUGGUAACAGCUUACAUCCUAUGCAAUAUUAUCUUGUGGUGCAAUAAACAAAAGUGAUGCAUAUCAAGGGCUUGGGUUAAUCAUAAUGUUUAUUGAUUUUGGUUUACUUAUGCUUCUUAUUCCAAGCCCUUGGUAUGGAACUUUUUGUCUAGGUGUUUAGCAUGCUUUAUUUAAUUGGAGAAACAAAAUAUAGAAUUGUUGGUAUAUAUUUUGUCAUUGUCACAGACACUUUAGGUAAUUUAGAGAUGGAUUUUUAUCUGCUUUUUUUCUUAACUCAAAUUCAGCCACGACAGCAGGCAACACACUUGUUUAUUGUUUUGUUUCAACUGCUUUAUAGGCAUUAGAUUAAAAUAUUGUAUUCAUAAGGCAUAAUAAAGUUUUAGUGUGGUGUCACGUGUGUAAUUAUCUUUGGUUUUUUUUCUUCAGCUUAUAAUGUUAUGUAUGCUUGGCCUGUGUAAUUUUUAAGGCCUAAAAACCUAAGCAUAUAAUUAUGCAUUAGCUACAAGACAGUCUGUAUUUGUUCAGUAACAUUAUUCACAUCUAAGUGUUGAUAAAAAAAACAUUACCACGGCAAAACGCAAACAUACAAAACAGGUCUAAUAAAUGUACUUUGGUUGUGGGAAGUUUAUGAUUCUGAGUGGAAACAUUAUAGGAUUAUUUUGCGUUUUGCAUCAUAUAUGCAUUGAUUUUCUUUUCACACAAUAUGCAUGACAGGUAAUUAACAUUUACCUCUACCACAAUAUUAAGAUUUUGGUUCACUAUGUUAAAAAGGCAAUAUUUUGUGAUGUGAUGUUAAAUUGAGUUUAGCAAUAAUUUAACUGCAAGACUGUUUUUAGCAAAAUUGCCAUCUCAUGGUAUUGUAUUAUCAUUGUCGGUGUUAAUAAGUAGAUAGGUAGUUAUGUUCUGGCAUAUUUUGAAGUGUGUAAUGUGUAUUUAUUAAUUUUGUAUGGGAAUAAACUUUGUGCUAUUCUUCUA